Messenger RNA from Octopus sinensis (East Asian common octopus), 464 nucleotides. Its product is annotated as spindle assembly abnormal protein 6 homolog. The record is from RefSeq and is a predicted model, not a curated record. Gene Ontology annotation, cellular component: centriole. The transcript is spliced from 3 exons. NCBI's taxonomy places the organism in Eukaryota, Metazoa, Mollusca, Cephalopoda, Octopoda, Octopodidae. The coding region runs from base 12 to 464 and encodes 150 amino acids. Gene Ontology annotation, biological process: centriole replication.
UGAAUGAAGAAAUGAGAUCACUUGCGAAUGAGAUGAUAAAAAUUAGAGAUAAAUUGACAGAAAGAGAAAAUGAUAUUACAAAAUCUAAUGAAAUAAUUAAAAAAAUGAACAAAGACUGCAAACAUUUGGCAUCAAAGGUGCGAACAUAUGAGACUGAACUACAAGAAAAUAAAAAUCUGAAUGCUUCAAAUUUAUUGAAGAUUGAGAAUCUAAACAAUGAAUUAAAACAGAAUAAAAACGAAUUAGAAGAAAUCAAAAAUAUAAACAAAGAAAUCCACCAUGAGUUGAGUGAAAAGACAAACCGAAUCGACGAACUAACAGAAAAAGAACAAACAUCUCAGAAUGUCAUUGCUUGGCUUCAUAAACAGUUAAAUGAAAUGCAAGUAUCACAUCAAGUUAUUCGCUAUAAUAAACAAGUCGAAAAUAAAUCUGUAUCUAUGUACUUAUUCAAUGCAAUUAGUUAG